Molecule: messenger RNA, 342 nt
Organism: Pistacia vera
Lineage: Eukaryota; Viridiplantae; Streptophyta; Magnoliopsida; Sapindales; Anacardiaceae
Product: putative defensin-like protein 184
Exons: 2
Coding region: 24-254 (76 amino acids)
Source: RefSeq, a predicted model, not a curated record
AUUUGUAGCAGUAUUAUCAAAAGAUGGCUAAGCUUUCUGCUAUUUGCUUCUUAUUGCUUGUUCUCAUUGUCUUCACUGGUGAUGAGCUAUUGGUGCCAGUGGCAGAAGCAAAAGACUGCAACAAGGUGUGGAACUGUAAAGGCGAUAAACGUUGCUGGGACGAUUGUAAAAAUCGUUACAAUGGCAAGGGGCUCUGUGAUUUAUAUACUGCACCUGGCGUUCCUAAACAAUGCUUUUGUGCCUACAAGUGUUGAUAAUCAUCUCAAAUCUUCAUCAACAUCAACUUAAUUAUAUAUAUAUUAAUCUAGCUAAAUAAACAACUUUCGUCCUACUUCAAUUUUG